Oppiella nova is the source of this 1151-nucleotide messenger RNA. The record is from the annotation of a GenBank genome assembly. Lineage: Eukaryota; Metazoa; Arthropoda; Arachnida; Sarcoptiformes; Oppiidae.
AUUUUUAAAAUCUUGUGUUUAUUUUAGAUUUGAGAUAAUUGUCACGUUUUGUGAGACAUUUGCCAUAUAUUUGUGAUGAAGUGAUUGAUUGGUCUUUGAGUGCAUUCAUUGUGAUCUCAAUUAAGGCACAAAUACUGUAAACAAGCGAUUGUUUGCAUCAAUGAAGUGACACUUGGCUUGCAAUCAGAAAGUGAUUGCAUUUUGGUUUGCCAUCACUUGUGACCAUUGAUUGUCUGCCACCAGCCAUGGAUAGGAUGUCCAGCAAUCGACACAAGCGUUUGUCACAACUGUCUUCGGAUGUCAACACAAACACGACCUCAAGUGUGGGACACAUGACUAGUAUUGAUAACAAUUACGCGGAACCGCUGUAUCAGACCAGACAUGAUCUCCACGACAAGGAUCUCAUUGAGACCAGAGCUCGAGUCCUGCAGAUGGAAAAGACCAUGAAGUUCUGGAGCGACUGUUUGGCCAAUUGGAGGGAAAAGUGGCGGAAAGUGAGGGACGAGAGGAACAAAUGUCGCGAAGAGUCGCGUGUUUUGUCCAAUAGAUUGAAUUCAAUGACCAAAGAGUUGUCUGAAGCCAUGCGACAAAAGAGCGAAUUGGAGGCCAAAGUGGAAACUCUUGAGCAACGGAUCAAAUCAAUUGAUAUUUUCUAUAAUAAUAAUAAGACUAAUGAUUUGGACAAAAACAACGUUCGGGUUGUCAUUAGAUGUCGACCCCUAUUGCAAGACCUCGAGUCCGGUCAAGAUGUUUGCGUUGAGCUCGACAACGAUGGACAGACCAUUCGUGUGGCGUCCCGACAGUUCACGUUUGACACAAUAUUCUCAAUGGAUUCAACACAAACAGAUGUCUUCACGCAUUCAGCUAAACAUAUCAUUGAUUGUGUUCUUCAGGGAUAUAACGGCACAAUCUUCGCUUACGGACAGACGGGAACCGGCAAAACAUUCACGUCAUCAGGAAUUAUGUCCGCAUCUUUUGAUCACAUCUUUGAUCACAUAUCUAAGAGUGGAAAUGACACCAAAUUCUUAGUCAGAGCCUCUUUCUAUGAGAUAUACAAUGAAGAGAUCAGAGACCUUCUGAGUAAGAAUAAUACAAAGCCAUUGGAACUGAAAGAAUCGACACAAUGUGGUGUCUAUGUUAAGGACUUGUCC